AUGACUAUGUUUCCGUUCGUCGUUAGUGGCCUGGCACUUGUCGCUUACCAUGUUUUGAAGUACAUAGACAAGAAGGAAAGGUGCAAGGAAAUGAGCGCGGACGAAAUCAGGAGGCUCGCGAAAGAUUUGUCUUUCAAAGGAGAUUAUGCAGUCGGGAAAGAGUUUGUAGACUUUGAUCUCGUCUUCGAUUCUUCUAAGAACGUAGAGAUUCGCAAAGCCCUUCUGUCCUUCGCCGCGAUGGUCGAGAGGUGCGAGGAGCGCCACGCGGAUCCAUACGGAAUCAGCGACGAAGACUACAACUACAUACUGAAAGGAGCGAGAGAUGAAUGCAAGUGA
Messenger RNA from Cylicocyclus nassatus, 336 nucleotides. Lineage: Eukaryota; Metazoa; Nematoda; Chromadorea; Rhabditida; Strongylidae. The record is from the annotation of a GenBank genome assembly.